AUGGCUUCCGGAAGCUACGGUGCGUCGGAGCAGCAGCAGCAGCAGCAGCAGCAGCAGCAUCAAACCAUGUUCUCCUCCGGAUUGUGCUCGCGAGGACGUCAAGAGAAUGGCCAUUCAACGAACCAGAAACUUUCGCUGUUCUUUGCCACCCUCUGCGUGAUCGAUCUGUUUGGUGUGUUCCCGAUUAUUGCGCUACCGAAAUCGAUCAUCUCGUGCGGUUUGUACGGUGUACCGUUGGUGUUGCUAGUGCUAACACUCCAGAUCUACACCGCGGUCGUACUGGGGCGCUGCUGGACGAUCGCCGAACGAUUGGAUCCCUCGAUCGUCGCUAAAAACCGAUAUCCAUAUGCGGCGAUCGCCGAGUUCACGUACGGUAAACGGAUGAGCGUGUUCGUGACGGUGCUGCUCGAUCUGACCGUGUUCGGUGGUGGCAUACCGAACCUGCUGGUGGCCGCCCAGAAUCUGCAGCUACUCGGAGCACGCAUCAGCAGCGAUGACCCGGGGGGAUCCUCGUUCCAGCUUUCGUUCUGCUACUGGCUCAUCCUUAUCGGACUGUUCCUGUGUCCCAUCAUGUGGCUUGGAAGUCCGAAGAAUAUGCGCACCCUGGCCAGUGUAUCCGUGGUCGUGUGUAGCAGUGUUGCGCUUCUGACGUGGAUAUCGAUCGGUGCGGAUCGUACCGGUACUACCGGUGGAUCGUUUCGACCGUUCAGUGGCAUUACGCUCGGUCUGCCACCGUUAGUGCAGCUACUGAAGGCGUACGGCAUCAUUGCGUUCCAGUUCGACAUUCAUCCGAUGUUGCUGACCAUUCAGGUCGAUAUGCAGCAUAAGCGCCAGAUAGGGAGGGCAGUACUGUAUGGUAUUCUGGUGACGUGCAGCCUAUCCGCGAUCACGACCCUAUUGGCGGCGUACAGGUUCGGUAUGGAGACGACAAACAAUGUACUACAGAUACUGCCACCGAGCUGGUCCCUCUAUCUAACCAUACUGCUCGUGACGCUUCAGCUGUGCCUUUCGAGUGCCGUCGGAAACUCGGCCCUGUUUCAGCACAUCGAGGAUGUGCUGGGUGCUUCGCGUGGUAAGAAGACGCUUCGAUUGCGAUCGAACGAACCAUCUAACUCCCCUUUUUCGAUUCACGCAGAUUUCACGUUGAAACGCUGCAUCAUAAGGUCGACGCUCGUUUGGUGUGGGGUGCUGAUUGCCGAAAUAUUGCCUCGGUUCGAUCUGGUCAUGGGAAUCAUCGGCGGUACGCUGACCGGACCGCUCAUCUUCAUACUGCCCCCACUGUUCUACCAGCGGAUGCUGGAACUGGAGCGACUCUACAGCCAGGAGCUGAAGCGCUCCUACUCGACCGGUUCUUCGGAGUUCUCGACAUCGGAGGAUAUGCGUCGUAUCAGCAGCAGCACCGGCUUUGAUGAUGAUGAGCAGAAGCUGCUGCACUCCGAGCAGACGGCUUGGUACGGUUCGAUCGGUUCCAUAGGUUCGAGUUCGUUGGCCAAGUUACGCACAUCCGUUGGUGAUUGUGUCUCGUGGUUGGGCGUGCACGUGCGACGGCUGUAUCACCUGAUGUACAGUGACUGUAUUCUGGCCGGUGCGGUGAUUAUGUUCGGCAUCGGGGCGACCCUAGCGUCGACCUACUACAAUUUGUUCGAUGUGCGUGAAUCGCAGUUGUGGUUCUCAUGUUUAAGUAGCUGGCGUCGCUAGAUGCCGUACGUGCCGCGAGUGUCGCGAGUUCUAUUGCAAAGAUAAUAAUGGUUAGCGUGCCGGGUGAUUGCCACUGUGACAUCGUAUAAGAAACGAACAACGAACGACGAGA
Molecule: messenger RNA, 1810 nt
Organism: Anopheles darlingi
Lineage: Eukaryota; Metazoa; Arthropoda; Insecta; Diptera; Culicidae
Gene: mah
Product: proton-coupled amino acid transporter 4
Exons: 1
Coding region: 1-1698 (565 amino acids)
Source: RefSeq, a predicted model, not a curated record